GUGCCAGGGCGGAGGGCAGGCACGGGGUUGACGCCGGAAAUAGUGGUAUAGGGAGGCAGUGGUGCCGGGCUGUGGGAGCAGCAGUGGACCUGCAGCGGUGGCCCCGUCAGGAGAGUGCCAGCACCACCUCUCUCCUCGCCCACAAACCCUGGUCAGGAGAGUACCAACAUCCCUCUCACCUCGUCAGCAGGCCCUGGACAGGGCAGUGCCAGCACCUCGCCCACACGCCCUCUAUAAUAAGGCUGCAGUUUUGACACGCAGGUGCAUCAGGCCUCGACACCCGCCCACACGACGCCCUCCCGUCACCCUUCCUGUCACUAUCCGGCCUCACCUGCCUCAGGUGUGCUUCAGGCUUUGACACUUCAAACUACUACGGGAAGUUCGCAAGACUGUCAACAGUUUGAGAUAUAGUGGUGUACACUUUCACCCUCCGGUUUUGUGACGCGUCUCACUGACAGGUCACCUCUGAGUGUCCUAGAACUGUGUGAACACUUUACUUGUGAGUAGCUCGUGUGUACUGUUGGCUCUAAAGAGCUCGACCCACGACGGAUUACCGGCGAUCUGAUUACGAUUUUCCCCAAGUCUUAGAGCUAUGUACAGCAACAAUUAUUACCUAAACACAGGCCGUGAACGAUCAUCAUCCUCAAGCACGGAUGAACCGUCCUCGGGUGGUGACGACUCUUCUUACCUUCGGGCAGCAGCAGCAGCAGCUAGGAAACGACGAGGAAAUCUUCCCAAGGAAUCUGUUAAAAUCCUGAAAAAGUGGCUCUAUGACCAUCGUUACAAUGCCUAUCCUUCAGACGAAGAAAAACUGCAACUAUCACGUGCAGCUAAUCUCUCAGUUUUGCAGGUUUGUAACUGGUUCAUAAAUGCAAGACGGAGGAUCCUGCCAGAGAUCAUACGCCGAGAAGGCAAUGACCCAGAAAAAUAUACAAUAACUCGCCGUGCCAAAAAACUCAAAGGAGUAUCUCCAAGAGACCGUGUUGAUACAGAAGAAUAUUCUCGUCCAGUCCAGAAUGAUUAUGCACGUGCCCGUCCACGCUGGGAAUCUGCAGAUCUUCCUGAUCAUGAUUAUGAUUUUUCCAUGGAGUCUCGUGUUGCUUCUUGGGUUGCUGAGCAGCAGAGGGUAUCGGCCAAGCCACAUUAUGAAGCAGUGUGUCCGUGUGGAUGUGGUUCUGAGGCUGACCAUAGUUCUGCUUUUACCACAAACACCACAACAUCCACAGCUCCAGCACCUUCCCCUGCAACUGCUCCAAAUUUUGUGGCAGAGGUGACAGCAACAACAAAUUCUCCAAUAUACACAGGCACUCAUUCACCAGCUUACACUCCAAACGAUUCACCAUUGUAUCCUCCAUCAACACCAGAACAUUAUGUCCCACAAACAGAUUAUGCCCACCAUGCCUUUAAUACACCCGCUCAGGUCACCCCGCCUCCUACACCUCCAGAAGACGAUGCAGAUAAGUUCAAAUGUCUCUAUAUGCUGGUCGAUGCUGCUCUUAGUCAGUGGGAAAAACAGAAUGCAUCUCCACCUCCCCAGGAUUCCCUCGACUCCACCCGUACCUACCUCAGCCUCUAACAUGUUACCAAUUAUCAUUACUUUUGUUAUGAAAAUUUUUGCUAGAAGAAAGAAAUAAACGUUGUGGUUGGAUUAGAACAGAUUAGGAUAAUUAAAAUUGAGAAAACAAAUGACAAA
Procambarus clarkii (red swamp crayfish) is the source of this 1693-nucleotide messenger RNA. Its product is annotated as homeobox protein TGIF2. The record is from RefSeq and is a predicted model, not a curated record. Gene Ontology annotation, molecular function: RNA polymerase II cis-regulatory region sequence-specific DNA binding. Gene Ontology annotation, biological process: regulation of transcription by RNA polymerase II. NCBI's taxonomy places the organism in Eukaryota, Metazoa, Arthropoda, Malacostraca, Decapoda, Cambaridae.